Molecule: messenger RNA, 885 nt
Organism: Pisolithus orientalis
Lineage: Eukaryota; Fungi; Basidiomycota; Agaricomycetes; Boletales; Pisolithaceae
Product: chitin synthase-domain-containing protein
Exons: 8
Coding region: 1-885 (294 amino acids)
Cellular component (GO): cell septum; cell periphery
Molecular function (GO): chitin synthase activity
Source: RefSeq, a predicted model, not a curated record
AUGGUGUCGACCAAGUCUGUCCUCCAGUAUGGUGGCAUGGCUUCAGAUGUGAUUUUCCCUGUGCAGGGUUCUGUGAGCCCCUGGGUGAUGCUUGACUCUGCCAACAACACUGACCCCAAUGCUCAGUACCACGACUUCUGUGCUUUUACCAAUGACUCUCGCCCUGAACUGGGUACAUGCCUUUCGGAGAUUAAGGAUAUGGCCAAUACUAUCUGCCUGCUGUCAUUACGCCUACCAGUAUGCAAGCAGGCUGGAGGCAUCAACACACAAUUCAUGAGUUCCACCAUUGUCGAUCUGUUCAAGAUCAACUCCGGGCAGGAUUUUAUGAAGAAGUUCAAGGAUGGUCUUGGACUUGAUUCUGCAACACUCGAAAGCCAGAGGACAUGUCUUCGCAAUCUAUUCUUGAUCAGUGCAGUCGACAAUCGAAAUUCGCCUCAGUUCCUUUUGGUUCUCAUGGUCUCCAUCAUCGGGUUCAAAUUCAUUGCAUCGAUCAAUUUCGGGGCUGUUCAUGCACCCAAGGACCAUGACAAGUUCAGAACAUUGUUGGAUCUGGCAAUGAUUGCCCGACACCAUGUAUCAUGCUUGAUAUUCUGGGUGCUGACCCGAACUUGGACCCUGAACCUGCUCAGUUUUGUAUUGAUUGGCGAGGGCGCCCGACAGCAUAAUAUGGCCAAAGUGUACUCGGGUCUGUACGAGUGUGCUGGACAUGUCGUGCCUUACCUUGUGGUCAUCAAGGUUGGGAAGCCUGACAGAGAGGUCAUGUCCCGGAAUCAUGUCAUGCAUUUCUUGAACAAGGUGCAUUACAAUAUGCCGAUGAAUCCCCUUGAGCUCGAGAUGUAUCACCAGAUCAAGAAUGUCAUCAUGCAUCAAGCCGACAUUUUAUGA